Messenger RNA from Insectozyma verbasci, 1080 nucleotides. Lineage: Eukaryota; Fungi; Ascomycota; Pichiomycetes; Serinales; Debaryomycetaceae. The record is from the annotation of a GenBank genome assembly.
AUGUUACGUGGUAAAUCUCAAAAAGAAUUAUUACAGUUAUCUCAACAAUUAAUCCAACCAUUACUUCCACAUUUUUAUAAAGGUCAAGCUGGUAAAAUUUGUGUCAUUGGUGGUUGUGAAGAUUAUACCGGGGCACCUUAUUUUUCAUCACAUUCUUCAUUAUUAGUAGGAGCAGAUUUAAGUCAUGUAAUAUGUGAGAAAUUAGCAGCUCCAAUUAUAAAAACAUAUAGUCCAGAUUUAAUGGUUCAUCCAUAUUUAUAUGAACUUAAUAAUUAUAAACCAAAAAACAAUCAAUCACAAUUUAAUUCAGAAUUGGAGAAAUUAAAAUCAAAUAAUUCAUUUGAAGAUAUUUUAUUUAAUCUGAAUAUAUUGAAUUCAAUAGUUGAUGAUGAAAUUUUACCUAAAAUAUUAACACUUUUGGAAAGAAUAGACAUUGUUAUAAUUGGACCUGGAUUUGGUAGGGAUAUUUUAAUGCUCAAGACUUUGAUUCGUUUAAUUGAAGAAAUUAAAGUCAUGAAUAAACCUAUUAUAAUGGAUGCAGAUGCGUUAUAUUUACUUUCAUUAAAUACAAAUCUUAUAAAAAAUUAUAAAAAGGCAAUUUUGACACCUAAUGUAAUGGAAUUUAAAAGGAUAGCAAAUAAAUUAGAUAUUGACAUUAAUUUAAAUGAAACUAAUCAAGAAAAAAUAAUUAAUGAAACUCAAUUGGUUUCUGAAAAACUUGGAGAUUUGAUAAUUGUAAGAAAAGGUCAAUGUGAUAUAAUUGCAAAUUUUAAAACUUUUUUAAUUUCUGAUUUUGAAGCUAGUGGGAAAAGAGUAGGUGGUCAAGGUGAUACUUUAACUGGAUCAAUUGCAACUCUUGUAAAUUGGUCAAAUAAUUAUAUUGAUCAAUUUUGGGAUAAUAAAGUUGAAUUGAGUCAAGAUGAUGCUAAUUUAUUAGCUUGUUUUGCUGCUAGUUCUUUAGUUAGAAAAAGUUCAUUAAAGGCGUUUAAAAAAUAUGAAAGAUCUUUACAAACGUCAAAUAUUCAUGAAUUUUUAAAUGAAUCAUAUAAUGAAUUAUUUGGAACUAGUAGUAAAUUGUAA